Messenger RNA from Peronospora farinosa, 852 nucleotides. The record is from the annotation of a GenBank genome assembly. NCBI's taxonomy places the organism in Eukaryota, Oomycota, Peronosporomycetes, Peronosporales, Peronosporaceae.
AUGACAACUUCGGUGUCAAAAAUACCACCUCGUACUAAUCUCGUGUGUGUAGAGUGUGGGGCUUCUGUGUCCGAGCUAGUUCAUGACUAUGGGAAAGGAAACUUACGUCUUGCUAUAUGCAACGCAUGUAAUGCAGUUGCUGAUAAAUAUGUCGAGUAUGAGACGAUCCUGCUCUUUCUCGAAGUUCUACUACUCAAGCCUCAAGUCUAUCGCCAUGUUCUGUAUAAUUUGCCAGUCCCUGUCUCUUCCAGGACAACGCUCAAGCUAUUUGUGAUCGUAGUAAUGCUGGAUAUGAAUGUCAAGGCCUAUUUAGUAGACCGGGAUGCCGGAGUGACCUUCCGUUCCGAGUCCAUGUACAGAGCUCCCGAUGCCCUUCACGCUGCGACUUCUGGACUGAGAAUUGGACAGUUCUCAUUGCAUUUAGUGUGUCUUGCACUAGUGGAGAAUGUCGUCUAUCUUAUGAGUGUAUUUGCUACUAUUUGGCUUGACCCAUUUCGUCGUGGAUGGAGAGAAAAAUUACUGUCAAAAAGAGACAAGAAAAAUGUCAAAAAUGGCAUUGACGCACCGUGGACAAAAUAUGGCAGUGCCAUGUGCAUUGCAAGCUUUGGUAAGCUAUUUGCACUGCUAACGGUGAUUUGGGAGUUCCAUUGGAGCUUUAUUCACGUUAUCGGAGCUCUUGUAGUAGUGUCAAAUGUGCUGGCACUGCAAUUGCUGUUGGGAGAAGGAGACCCAGCACGAGUCAAAUCGCCGCAUGUCAUAGCAGUUGUAGUAGUUGGAUUGUUUGCUAGAGGUAUUGCACAACUCGUACUCUAUGCAUUGGGCAAUUCGGUGCUCUUUCACGUGCUCGUUUAG